Molecule: messenger RNA, 3157 nt
Organism: Syngnathoides biaculeatus (alligator pipefish)
Lineage: Eukaryota; Metazoa; Chordata; Actinopteri; Syngnathiformes; Syngnathidae
Gene: mta1
Product: metastasis associated 1
Exons: 18
Coding region: 640-2520 (626 amino acids)
Biological process (GO): response to ionizing radiation; double-strand break repair; negative regulation of transcription by RNA polymerase II
Cellular component (GO): nucleoplasm; NuRD complex
Molecular function (GO): histone deacetylase binding; chromatin binding; transcription corepressor activity
Source: RefSeq, a predicted model, not a curated record
AAGUGCACUCGCUCAAUAUUAUUUUUCUUUAUUAUGCAUGAUGAUUUAGAAAUUUGCUUCAGAUUUUGGCACAAAUUAUGGAAGUUACUGCACAUGGCACGCUUUCGCAGGCCACAUAAAAUGACACGGUGGGGCACAUCUGGCCCCCAGGCCUUGACUUGGACACCCAUUAAUCUAUCUGGAUGGCAGGUGACGUAAAACUAACCUACGACAAGCCGCCACGUGACUAACAUUUGGCUAACAUUGUAAAAAGCAGCAAAAGAAGCUAGUAAGGCGUCAAACUAAAUAAAAAGCAAAUCAAACAUUCGUCAACUGCUAAAUAAAAGCGUGUUUUUGAACGUUCGGAGGAGGUCCCCGCCUCGCCGGAGCUCCGCUCGGCCCGGGCUCGCUUCGGGUGUACUGUCCCUUUAAGGUCUCCAAGGCUGGUCUGUUUCGUAUCGAUCCGGCCACCAUUUUCCAACACACAGCGGCAGGCGGCGGCGCAGCUAGCAACACGUCCGAGCGACAGCCAGGGAAGCGGCGGGGAACCAGCGAAGCCGAGGCUAGCCGAGCCACCCUCAGCAGCCGGAGAGAGGAGGCUUCCUUUCUCUCUCCCCCCCCACCCCCCCCCUCGGCACCGGCGGCGGCGGCGGGGCAGCCAUGGCGGCCAACAUGUACCGGGUCGGAGAUUAUGUUUAUUUUGAGAACUCAUCCAGUAACCCUCUGCUGAUCAGGAGGAUAGAGGAGUUGAACAAGACGGCCAAUGGGAACGUGGAGGCCAAAGUGGUCUGCUUCUACCGACGCAGGGACAUCUCCAGCACGCUCAUCGCCCUGGCGGACAAGCACGCCAGGGAGCUGGAGGAGGAGAUGGAGAAUCCCGAGAUGACCGACCUGCCCGAGAAGCAGAAACAUCAGCUCCGACACCGGGAGCUCUUUUUGUCUCGCCAGCUCGAGUCCCUCCCCGCCACGCACAUCAGGGGGAAAUGCUGCGUGACGCUGCUGAAUGAGACCGAAGCGCUCAAGUCCUACCUGGACCGAGAGGAUGCCUUCUUCUACUCGCUGGUGUACGACCCCCAGCAGAAGACCCUGCUGGCCGACAAGGGGGAGAUCCGGGUGGGCACCAAGUAUCAGGCCGACAUCACCGACCUGCUGAACGAAGGUGAGGAGGACGCCAGAGAUCUGGAGAAACUGGAGGAGAAGAUCUGGGAGCCCAGCAGCUCGCUGACGGAGAAACAGAUCGACCAGUUUUUGGUCGUAGCUCGGUCGGUGGGCACCUUCGCCCGAGCCUUGGACUGCAGCAGCUCGGUGCGCCAGCCCAGCCUUCACAUGAGCGCUGCCGCGGCCUCCCGAGACAUCACCCUGUUCCACGCCAUGGACACUCUGCACGGCACGGGCUACGACGUGACGCGGGCCAUCGCGGCGCUGGUGCCCCAGGGCGGCCCGGUGCUCUGCCGCGACGAGAUGGAGGAGUGGAGCGCCUCGGAGGCCAACCUGUUCGAGGAGGCGCUGGAGAAGUACGGCAAGGACUUCACCGACAUCCAGCAGGAUUUCUUACCGUGGAAGUCCCUGACGAGCAUCAUCGAGUAUUACUACAUGUGGAAGACCACUGACAGAUAUGUGCAGCAGAAACGAUUAAAGGCAGCCGAGGCCGAGAGCAAGUUAAAGCAGGUCUACAUCCCCAACUACAACAAGCCAAACCCCAACCAGCUGAGCAGCAACAACCCAAAGCCGGUGGCGCUGGUCAACGGAGCCGCCGGAGCCGCCGCGCCCGGACCGCCGGGCCAGCCGGGUCACGGGCAGAACCCCCCGCCGCUGGCGCGGGCCUGCGAGAGCUGCUACACCAACAGUUCCUAUCAGUGGUACUCGUGGGGACCUCCCAACAUGCAGUGUUGCCUGUGCGCCUCCUGCUGGACAUACUGGAAGAAGUACGGCGGACUGAAGAUGCCCACGAGGCUGGACGGGGAGCGACCCGGACCCAACCGGAGCACAAUGAGCCCUCACGGUGUGCCUCCGCGACACGGCGGCAGCCCCAAGUUCGCCGUCAAGACGCGGCAGGCCUUCUACCUGCAGACCACCUCCCUGACGCGGCUGGCGCGCCGCCUCUGCCGGGACAUCAUCAAGCCCCGCUACCUGGGCCGACACCCCUACCUCCCCGUCAACACGGCCGCCAUCAAGGCCGAAUGUGCGAUGCGGUUGCCAGAUAAGGACCCGGGCAAGCCUUCGCCGCUCAAACCCACAGAACGGAAGCCUCUCGAGUCCGUGGUCCGAUAUCUAGAAGCACACCCCCGCCCAGCCAAAGCGGAGCCGGCCGCCCGCGGGGCGUCCAUCUCCACGGGCAGCCUGACGCCCAUCAAGUCCUCCCCCAUCCUCAACAACGGCUCCCCCACCAUCCUCGGGAAGCGCAGCUACGAGCAGCACAACGGCCUCGACGGCACUAAAUCCAAAGGUUUGGCCCCCCAGUGGGACAUCAUGGCCAAACGCAUGAGCGACGUGGGCCGGGCCUCGGCCGCCAUGCAGGACGAGGUGCACCAACUGGACUGAACGCGCCGGGUCGUCCCGCGUCCAACUCCCGGGCCUGCCGGGGGGCGCUAGAAGUCACGUUCCACUAAAAUGCUUGGUCACUGAAUGCAGCUGGAAGGAGUCGACUGUGCUUUUUUUUUUUAUUUUUGUUUUUUCGCCCUCGGUCGUCUGACGGUCCAUCUCUUUGUACAGGACUGUGUUUAUUACUUGCGUCUGUUGUUAUUACAAUGUCAAAAUGUUAAUUUUUUUUCUUUUUAAUGGCUAUAAUUCAGCUUCUUGUUCUUUCGUGAUCAAAUGUUUCAUGAGGAAUGCUUGUAAAGUUGAAAAAAAAAAAAAAAAACCCUGUGGAAAAAAAAAAGGGCGGAAGGACUAUAACAUAAGCCACUUGCAGCUUGUAUGUUAUUAUUAUUUUUUUUUACAAGUUACUAUUCCAAACCCCCCCCCAUGAGGAGAUGCACUUUUAUUUCAUGACGAGUUAAUGCCGUCUUUUUUUUUUUUUUUGUUAUUGUCAUUUUGAAUUUAAAAAAAAAAAAGAAAAGAGAAAAAAAAAUGCUUUACGGGAAUCUUGUUUCACGUUCCGGGCCUGAGCGCUGUUUUGGCCGAGAGAGGUUUAACUUAUUGAGAAGGACGGGCUGUUUUUCUACCUUUUUCACAAGUA